Ruditapes philippinarum (Manila clam) is the source of this 2690-nucleotide messenger RNA. Its product is annotated as coiled-coil domain-containing protein 146-like. Gene Ontology annotation, cellular component: cytoskeleton. The record is from RefSeq and is a predicted model, not a curated record. The transcript is spliced from 18 exons. The coding region runs from base 152 to 2659 and encodes 835 amino acids. Lineage: Eukaryota; Metazoa; Mollusca; Bivalvia; Venerida; Veneridae.
UGUUUUAACGACAAUCGCGAUUGAGCUUCGGGCAUGCGCACACACCAUAGCAACAGUUUCCGUGUUUACUGUCAUGGCGUAAAAUAAUGAAAAAUUCAUGACGGUAAUGAAAACGUCGUUAUAAUUGGAAUCUUACACGAAAGGGUCCAAAAUGAGUGAUAGUGGGGCUGAUGGAGCAGACAUGCGGGAAGCGGAGGAAGACAGCUCCCCUGACAACAUGGAGUAUGCUGCGCCCAUUUCAGCAUUGCCCCCAAAAGUCAUACACCAAGAAGAGAGUCAGGUAGAAGUGUCAGCAAGUCCAGCGUUCCAGUGCUUGGAUGAGUUAUUUCAUGAAGGAAAGCUAACUGGUACCAAAGUUGCCCAUUUGAAAGCAAAGUACACAGAGUUACAUGAAAUACUUAAAAAUACCAGGGAGAGUGAGACUCGUUUGCUGUCUCAGGCAAAAGAAUGCUCUGCUGAACUUGAUCGUCAACGUUUAGAGUUAGAGAAAGCAGACAAUUUUCCCGAUGGUUCAAACACAGAGGUUUCAAAGAUGAGGCAGCAACUGUUAAAGUAUAACAAUGACUUGAAACAAGCGCAAGAAAGGCAGUACCAGCUAGAAUAUCAAAUAGAAAUCUCUACAGAGGAGAAGAAAUUGAUGGACAGAGAGUACUCUAGAAUGCCAAAAGCUGGGGAAAUUGAGAAGAAAAUCAAAGAGUUACAACAAGCGUGUGAUGAUAUGAAGAAAGAAAUUGUUCAGAGACAGCUAGAGGUUAAAACAUUGAAAGAAGAUUUAGAUACAUCUAAUAGGCAAGUCAGCAUGGAUAGUAAAGAAUAUGAAAAACUCACUGAAAAAAUGGAAAAUCUUAAGGGUGAUUUGGUGCAAGUUAACACUGUUCCAAACCAGAUUGCAAAAGAAGCUGAUAAACUGGGAAGAAAAAAGAAUGAGCUUCAGAAUCAGUUAGUAGCUUUAGAUAAAGAAUUCCAAGAUAUUAUAGCUCAGAAAAAAAACAUAGAAAAUAAAAUGCAUGACCUGGAGGAAGAGAAAUUUGACAUGGACAAUGAUGUUGAGAAACAAAAAUCACAUUUGAACGAGAAGGAUCGAGAAAUGGAAGUGCUACAAAAAGAUUUUGAAUAUGCAAAAGAUCGAGAAGCUGUGUUAAUGGGGGAUAGGGCAACACUUGACUUGAACUUACGCCAUAUUCAUCUGGAAAAGAAAAAUGCUCAUGACGUUCAUUCAAGAAAAAUGAGAGAAAAAGACCGUGAUAUUAGAAACUUGAAAAAAGCUGAUCUUCAAAUGAAGGUUGCUGAAGAGACAUUAAAUCAUACAAAAUUAAUUCAUGAGAAAAUAAAAGGUCAGGUGGAUUCAUUACCCAAAGAUGAUGGCACACUUCAUAAGAAAAGAGAAGAACUACAGAAAGAAGUGGAACAAACCAAACGGGCUUUGGCUACUCAGAAUUCUCUAACAGCUGUUGAGCAUGUUAAACUAGAGGCUAGUGCUGCAGAGGAGCAGAAUCUAUUGUAUGAACAAAGUGAUCUUAGAAUUGAAGUGGUUGAACUCACUAGACUGGCUGCUAUUAAGGCUGAUGAAAGGGAACAGAAAGCUCGAGAUUUCAUGCGUGCUGAGAUGAGAUAUCACAAAGCUGUUGAGGAUCUAAAAACUAAACAAUUACAAAUACAAGAUCAUGAGAAAAAACAUAAGGAGAUGCAUGUCAAGUUAAAAGAUUUUGCCAAGUUGUAUGAUGUUAUAAAGAAUGAACGUAACAAGUGUGUGAACUUGAUUCAGACGAGUACUCAGAAAGCGGCAGAAAUGAGAGAGAAGAUCAAGAUCUUGCAGAAUGAGAUCGAGAUCCUACGCACAGCAGUCACUCAAAAAGACAGACAUCUACAAAAACAGAGAUUAAAACAUAUGAACAGUAUAGUAAUGAGAGAUGGUUUGAGGAAUGAGGUUGCCAAGCAACAAAGAAUUGAGGAAGAAAUGCAUGAAAAACGUGAACAACAGAAAAUGGACAUUUCAAAAUUAAACACUAUGAUUAAUCAGGCAGAGGAACAGAUGACAAAAUUAAGAAAUAGAUAUGAAAAAGCCAUAACACAUAGGAAUGAGAGAGGUAUCAAAUUGAUUGAAAGAAAUGAGGAGGUGUGCAUUUUCUAUGAAAAAGUUAACAUUCAAGAUCAAAUGAUCCGGAAUGGUAACGUAGAGUUGCAAGCUCGGGAAGAAGAGAUCCGGUUUAUUCAGAUGCAGAUGAACGAAGAGAAACGCUCUAUUGGUGUUCUCCGUGCUCAAACACCUAACAGAGUUAAUCUUGAAGGAGAACUAGUCACUUUACAAAUACAGCUUCAACAAUGCCAGGAUCGUAUGCUGGAGUUGGAGAAAGAUUUAGAGAAUCCUUACGAUGAGAAACGUGUUCGUUACCUUGAGGGUAAAGAUCUUCCACCAGCAGAAAUGCAUGAGAAGAUUGAAGAUCUUGAAACUCGGCUAGCUGAGAAAGAGGAACAGCUUCUAGAGAAAGAUUUGGUAUUUGAACAAGUGACACGUCUGGCUGGUAGAGUGAGGAACAAAGCUGAAACAGGCAAGGAUGAUACACUAGAUCUUGCCAAAAAGGUGAAUGAAUUACAAUUCAAAAAUAAAGGAAACACAACACGUAAGAUGAUGGCUUUAUGGUGUCUGAGGUGUCCAUGAACCAGGCCAAUGCUCUGAGGUUACAGCAGUC